GCGAGCAGGUCUGGAGUCAGUGGAACAGCUGCGCGUCCGCGUGUCUUCCAGGAAACUUCGAUACGCCCUUUUAAAUGAAGUUCAAUGUUUCGUUUGCGAAUAGGGAAGCAGCCAGCAGACUGAAAUUUCCACAUUUUGAACUGGUCGUCUGGACGUUUUGUGUGAGACAGAGAAGCAAAUUAAGUUUCUUAUGUUUUACUUCGCGAACGAGGAAACCUAUAGGAUAUAGGAUGUCUUCCUCAUUAUUUCUUUACCAGAUCAUCCUCACACUCGUCUGCCAAGCACUUUGUGACGAUCCCAUUAAGGACUUCAAUUGUUUUAAUGACUACGAGGCCGAGAUGACGUGCAGUUUCUCUUCUGAAAGUCUCAGAAAUUGUUCUGGAUACAAUAUGAACGUCACACAAAAACUAGCAUAUGAGAUAAAUAGGUAUUCAUGCGUCUUUGAGAGAAGUCAUCACAAUGCCAUUUGUGAAUGCAAAAUUGAAGUGGAAGGCUUUAUUACUGAAGAGAUCUUCUCCACUACACUUCUCAAGGGAACAAAGGUUUUAUUACAAAGGGAUUUCAAGACUAUAGAUUAUAUCAAACCAAAAACUCCAGUGUUAUUUGUGAAGAAGACAGAAAAUGGAAACUUUCAUGUUACCUGGGUUGAUAGCUAUGAACAAAGGAAUGUCUUUACAGAUAAUUUGUUUAUAACUCUGACCUAUAGGAUCAAAGGAGAAAUUGAAACAAAUUCCACAAAGGUGGCAAACACUGUUGGAUUCUGUGAUAUCGUGGGCAGUCUUCUCCAGCCAAAAACUGAAUACAUUCUGACAGCAAAAAUGAGCUCGAACUACAACGGUCAGAAGAUAUAUAGUGAUCAGAGUGCAGCAGUUCAUUUCACCACUGCUCCAUUACCUAAUGAAAUAGUCAAACUGGUGGUUCCACCAUUGUGUAUUGGUUUACUCAUCAUCAUUUGUAUGACCUUCAUCUGUUUUUUGAGGAUGAAGUCAAAUUGGUGGGACAAGAUCGCCAAGCCAACAAUUAAAGACAAUUUUGGAAAUAAGAAGGGUCAAGUUUUGCCUCCUUCCUCCAAUGCAGUCUACCCAAACCAAGUUGAGGUUAUUAAUCUAGACUUCGAGGAGGAAAAGAAAUCGAUCUCACCAGUAUGUGUGAACCCAAACAACGAGAGAAGUUCUCACAGUGUUGAAUCAUCACCAGGGGAUUAUGGCCAGGCCGUCUGUGAUUCUGGUAGCAAUCCGGUGCAAGACAUCCGAUCACAACUUGAAUUCGCAAUAGCUCAAGAUAAUUUACGGUUGAAAUGGAACACACCACUCAACCAGUUCACUGAGAUGCCAUACAACAGUGUGGAGUCUUCUUCAAAGGAAAGGAAUCGUGCUAACAGAGAUUCGGGGACCUGCUCGGGUUCAUCGGUUUUCAGCAACAAGUCAUAUUUGGAAGGAACCACUGAUGAUUCUUCAUUUUUGGACCUGAACUGUGAUCAUUCUGAUGAUAGAAAAGUCUCAGACUCCAUAUUUAAGCUGGAAAACUCUAUUGAUAUCAUUAAGAGCCUGCAGAACUUUCCUGAUGAAGGAUAUCAGGCUUUCAGUGCUGUUGUGGAAAAGAGAGAUGUUGUAGAUGGUUGUGCGAAACUUUCCUCUAAUGUUGAUGCAGACGACAAUGUGAUCAGGCAAAAUCUAAUCACCAGUGCCAAUCCACUGUAUUCUCCUCUGUUACAUCAUGAUCACACAAUCGCAAGGGAUGAUCCCUAUAAAGCUUUUCAAGACGUAUCAAAAAACACGGGGGGACAAUGGAGCACGAGCAUCAGCACUGAGCGAACACUUAAUGAAUGUGGAGCUCUGAAAUUCCCUCACAUCGCCGGCCAAACAGCCCUGUUACAGAACACUGCUUGGGACUUUUUGAAUAUCCCACCGACUGUUGAAAUAGACCUUUCAUAUCACGCUGUCUAACUGUGUCGCACAUAAGUAAAACAUUUCAGUCUCUUUGCA
Danio rerio (zebrafish) is the source of this 1985-nucleotide messenger RNA. The record is from RefSeq and is a predicted model, not a curated record. NCBI's taxonomy places the organism in Eukaryota, Metazoa, Chordata, Actinopteri, Cypriniformes, Danionidae.